This is a messenger RNA of Enterobius vermicularis (human pinworm), 1065 nucleotides long. The record is from the annotation of a GenBank genome assembly. Lineage: Eukaryota; Metazoa; Nematoda; Chromadorea; Rhabditida; Oxyuridae.
AUGUACUUGGAUUUUUUUGCAGACUCAAAUAUGCCUGUUUUUCCAAAAUACUCACUUAUCUCACAUUAUGACUUUAACAAAGUCAGAAUAAUCAAAGAUAUUUUUACAAUUCUUUCAGUUUCUUCUUUCGUUUUGCCCUAUACUUUGCUUUCAAGGCUGAACCAGCAGUUAGACAAAUACAAAGAGCUUAUAAAAAGGGAAUUCGACGACACCGAACUUACUGGACCAGAGCCUAAGCUUACAGGAGAUUAUGAAAGAGGGAGAAAAGCAGUUGUUGAUGAUAGUACUGAAGCUUCUGGAGAAUGGAAACUAAAACGGCCUAUGGAAGAUGACACAUCGAUUUCUCACUUAAAUGUGUUAAGCUCUAGUUUAAAACCUGAAGAAAUUGAAGUAUUAUGCAAGAGAUUUGCGCCAUUAGCAGCACGGUACUGCCGUGGAUUAGAAACAGAACAGCAAUUUGUCGGCAAAUGUUGGAGCUAUACCAAAGAUUGCCUGCAAGAAAAAGCUGGGAAUAAAUUUUUGGAAGCUGCAGCUAACGCAUUCAUUUCAAACGUUGGAGGUGUCAACGGUAUUCCAUAUUACCCAUUCAACAGCGAAGGAUCUGUUAACGGCGGUCAUGAUGGAAAGGUUGAUUUCCGGUCGUGGGGCGGAGGAUAUACUGAUACUGUACGAGUGCGAGAAUAUUUUAGUCAGACGAAUGAAAGUCGUGGUAACUGGCAUCAGGGAGUGUAUGGAUAUAGAACUGGAUGGUUUGUAUCAGUUGGAAACUUAUUUGGAAUUGAGGGGGGGAGGAGUGUUUCACUGAAUGAGGCUGAUACUGGAAAAACACUUAGCACAAGAAAGGCAUUUGCAUCACUACUGCUUGGUGUUUCUGGUUCCCGUAGUUGCAACAUUGGAUUUCCAGGUUUCUCAGCACUGAUGCGCAGUAUUGGACUUGGUAGUAUGCACCUUUUGGUGUACAGAUCAAAUGCUUCAAAAUCAGCUGUAUUUUCGUUUUUUUUUUUUGUUGUUUUCAAUUUGUAUCAGAUAACAUUUUUUAUAGCGAACAUUAUUUAUGAUUAUUAA